UCAACAACCCUCACGACAGUUCAUACAUGCUCAAUGGAAAGUACUCUUCCUCUAAUACUGAUUCCUUAAGAAUCAGUUAACACAAGGGUUGCACUCUUUAGCAAAUCCGCCCUUUCACAAGGGUCGUUUCUUCUCCAACCUGCCAAUACAUGGAGGAUAAAUGAUAUCGGGCUACAACUUGGAGGGGUUAAGGAGAAAAAAUAUAAUUUCAUGAAAGGAAUCAGAAAAUUGAAAGAUGUGGGAAGAGCACACAGGCACCUUCAAGGGAUCAUGGGAUUGCAGAACCAUACGCCCAACAAAUACAGAAAAGGCACAAGAGAAUAUUGAUGCAAAUAAAUUGAAAAUGAAGCAUUUAAGUAUUUCAGAUUCAGAUCAAUUCCAAGAGGAUAAGGUUAAAUUAGGAGAACCUGGUUUGAAAGAAAGGUAUUAUGCUGCAAAAUUUGGAGCAGAAACACAACAGGAAAUUGAAGAAGUUAAGGAAGAUGUUCUUGGCUGGUGUAAAUGGGUGUUCUAAACUUUCAUUCCAAAAGUUUGGAUAAAAUUUGAAUUUGAUUGUAAGUUUGAAACUAAAUUUAUAGAAGUGUCGUCCUUGUAUUUUAAUAAUGUAACUUUCCCACUAAUAUUGGUUUCCCAUUAUGAGAUUUUUCGUGCAUAAUUUUGAAAUAUAUUUAUUCACCAUUUCCUUCCUGCUCUAUGGUCUCUCUAGGCUGCUUAUUUUAAAAUUAUUUGUAUUCUGAUCAUUAUCUCGUGGUUAAAGUUUUACGUUUAUGUAAGAGUUUAUUUGAUUUUGUUAUAUGAGUGUCUCUCUAUAAGGGGUUUAUUCUGAAUAAAACUGAACAUAAUACAAAGCUAUUGCAUGAAAAUAAUAUGUUAUUCUAACAGACAUUUUCUGAAGCCCACUCUGACCAUUUUUUUGAAAACAUGUUCAGUACGUAAUACCUCCUGUGUAGUUUUGAAUGGGCCUCACUACUAAAAGCAUUUCUAAGAGAAUUAAUUCUUCUUAAGUUUUAACUCUUAUUCUUAAAUUAAAAUGAAUAUAUUCUUUAAAAAAAUUGUAAAUAAAUCAAUACUAAGGCUCAUACACUAUUGAAGCCCACAAAACUGAAAUACCAAAUUCUUCAAUCAUAUGAUGGCUUGUUAAAUAUAUUGUUUUCGACAAUAAUAAAAAUAAUAAAAUUUAUUGUUUAGGCAAUGUUGUCUCUUUCUUGUAAUUAGGCUUCUCAAAUAGAGUAAAUUAGGGUGUCGUGGAUAGUUUGUCCUUGUUGUUGAUUUUGAUCCUUAAGCAACCAUGGACUACUUAUUUCUUAGAUUUUAGUGACAUGAUCACAAGUGCAAAGUUGGAUGCAAUUAAACUCCCACAAAUAGAUUGCUGCAAUUAUGUGUACCUUCAUUUUGUAUCAUGUUUACAUAAAGGGAACAAAUGAUGCAUAAUACUUAAUUCCUGCUUGGAGGAAAUUGUCUCUAGUGCUGACUAGAACAUACACUUAGCUUUAAUUUGCAGAGAGCUUAUACAUUCAAGUUUUAGUAGAGUUGAGUCUAGAAGUGUAUGUGGGUGUCCAGAAGAGUAUCUCUUCCAAGGGAAGCUGAAAAUUUGUAAUAGUAUUUGCUGGAUGAUUGCAAAUAUUAUUUCAACUAUUUGAGGUCAAUAUAUGGUUUUACUAUAUUAAAAAAAGUGUUAAGAGUAAAUGGGAAAACAUGGUUAGCAGGGAUGUGAUUCGUAUCCGAAUAUUAAACAAUGUUCCCUGUAACUAGCUUGGAGCAACUACUAAAAGCCUUAAUUGGUCACAUAGUUGAAUUCAAGUUGUGGACUAGGUUAUGAUGAUUUGACUCAAAUCAAUUAAAAGAACUUUAUAGCACUUGUAAUCAGUGAAAAAAGAAAUGAACUGAUGUAUUGGAAGAACUCACAAGGACAAGUGCAAAUUCAGGUGUAAAAUUGCUACUCAUCCAAUAUUUUAAUUUUUAUUGUACACAAUGUAUAGAAGAGAUGUACUAUGAUUCCUAUAUUACAAUAUUCUGUACUCAAACUUGCAUAAUAGUGCCAUUUGUCAUCAUUUCGGGACAAAAGAUAAUCUUUCAUUGUCUA
This is a messenger RNA of Cryptomeria japonica (Japanese cedar), 2083 nucleotides long. Its product is annotated as 5'-3' exoribonuclease 3-like. The record is from RefSeq and is a predicted model, not a curated record. The transcript has 4 exons. Bases 236 to 514 code for a protein of 92 amino acids. NCBI's taxonomy places the organism in Eukaryota, Viridiplantae, Streptophyta, Pinopsida, Cupressales, Cupressaceae.